This is a messenger RNA of Hypanus sabinus (Atlantic stingray), 4578 nucleotides long. RefSeq names its product sushi, nidogen and EGF-like domains 1 (gene sned1). Gene Ontology annotation, cellular component: plasma membrane; protein-containing complex. Gene Ontology annotation, molecular function: protein binding; calcium ion binding. Gene Ontology annotation, biological process: heterophilic cell-cell adhesion; cell-matrix adhesion; establishment or maintenance of epithelial cell apical/basal polarity. The coding region runs from base 54 to 3950 and encodes 1298 amino acids. The record is from RefSeq and is a predicted model, not a curated record. The transcript is spliced from 29 exons. NCBI's taxonomy places the organism in Eukaryota, Metazoa, Chordata, Chondrichthyes, Myliobatiformes, Dasyatidae.
CCGGUACAACUCACGCUCACACACACUGUCCAGGUGACUUAGGGUUGUGACAGAUGGAGCUGCGGGUCGGAGCGCUGCUGGCCGCCGGGAUUGUGCUAGGGUCGCUGGAAGGAAUCUCCUGCUUGGUGCCACUCAGUGACUUUUACCCAUUCGGGGUGGAGAACGGGGACUCGGUCAAUGCUAAGGUGGACGAUGGAGGGUCCGGGCUGCUGGAGAUCUCACACAGCUUUCCCUUCUUCGGAGAGAGGCACUCCGGGCUUUACGUGAAUAAUAAUGGGAUCAUCUCAUUUCUGAAGGAAGUCUCCCAGUUCACUCCAGUAGCAUUUCCAAUCUCUAAUGACCGACGAGUGGUGGCAGCCUUCUGGGCAGAUGUGGAUAAUCGUAGGGCUGGAGAUGUCUUCUACAGAGAAACCAAGGACCCUGCAAUCCUUCAAUCUGCGACUAACGACAUCAGGAAGUACUUUCCAGAGCACAAGGAAUUCACCACCCAGUGGGCGUUCAUAGCCACCUGGUACAAAGUGACAUUCUUUGGAGGAAGCUCGUUUUCACCGGUCAACACCUUCCAGAUCGUCCUGGUUACAGAUGGAGAAGCCUCCUUCACUCUAUUCAACUAUGAAAAUAUCACCUGGACGACGGGAAUGCAUGCCAGCAGUGGAGGGGAUUUUGCUGGACUCGGAGGCAUUGCUGCCCAGGCAGGUUUCAAUGCUGGAGAUGGAAAGCGUUACUUCAAUAUUCCUGGUUCACGCACGGACGACAUUGUGGAUGUCGAAACAACAACCAACGUGGGUCUUCCUGGCCGUUGGGUAUUCCGGAUCCACGAUGCCUACGUUGAGGUUGGUGGCUGCAACGACUCAGCCUCGGUGUGUUUGAAUCUGCGGCCGUGUCUGAACGAUGGAAAGUGCAUCGAUGACUGCAUCACUGGAAAUCCUUCUUACACCUGCUCCUGUCGGGCAGGGUUCACUGGCCGGAGGUGUCAGAUAGACGUCGACGAGUGUGCUUCAUACCCGUGUCGUAAUGGCGGGACGUGCUUGGAUGGUCAGAAUGCCUUUGCUUGCCAGUGCAGUGCUGGAUAUACAGGAGUGCUCUGCGAAACAGAUAUCAAUGACUGUUCAUCAAAUCUCUGUCAGAAUGGAGGUACUUGCAUCGAUGAAAUUAGUGCAUAUAGCUGCCAGUGCACGUUUGGCUUUGCUGGAAAGCACUGUGAGAUUGCUGACUCCUUGUGCAAAAGUAAAGAAUGCCAAAAUGGUGGUGUGUGUGAGGUGAACAAUGGAACGGCAGUGUGCAUCUGUCAGAAGGGCUACACCGGAGAGAGCUGUGAAAAUGAAACUGACGAGUGUGGCUCCAACCCAUGCCUGAACGGAGGAGAGUGUAUUGACUUGGUUGAUAAUUACACUUGUCUGUGCCCCCCGCCAUUCUUGGGAAGAUUCUGCGAGACAGGUGAGCCCGAGCCCCCCGCUUUGAACACCUGUCAGCCAAACCCAUGUCUGAAUGGGGGGAGCUGCAAUGAGACUGAAGAUGGCUACCUGUGCAACUGUCCUGAGGGAUUUACAGGCCAUGACUGUGAGAAUGAGGUUCUCCAGCCUUGCAGUGCCCACCACCAGUGUCCCCAUGGUGGUUCCUGUGCUGAAUACGGAGGAACGUACCGCUGCAUCUGCCCGCAGGGUCCCAGUGGGAGAGAGUUUAUCCCAUCCCCCUGUGAGUCGGACCCCUGUCAAAGAGGAGGGACUUGCAAGGAACUGGACGGCUCUUAUACCUGUCAGUGUCCACCCGGCUUCAGUGGGAGGCACUGUGAAAAAGAAAGACUCCGCUCCUGUGCAUCCAAUCCAUGUCGGAAUGGUGGAACCUGCAGAGAGGCUCCUGGAGGAGCUUACCAAUGUACCUGUUUGUAUCGAUUCACUGGCAAGAACUGUGAGACUGGAAAGCCAGACCCUUGUUCUUCCAGCCCUUGCCAAAACGGUGGCACCUGCUUCCAUUACAUUGGAAAAUACAAGUGUGAGUGCCCCAGAGGAUUCACUGGACGGCACUGCGAUACAGAAGUGGACUGUGGAAUCCCCAGUGAAGUGAAGCAUGCUGAGCUCCUCAUUUCUUCCACCAAAUAUGGCGCAGUCGCUCAGUACGUUUGUGAAGCAGGAUUCACAGUGCAGCCCAGUACAGGGGAGUGUACCUGCCAACUGGAUGGAAGAUGGAGUGAAGCACCGAUCUGUGAGGAAAUCAAUGAAUGCUCUUCACAGCCCUGUUUGAAUGGUGGGACCUGCAAGGAUGAUAUCAACAGUUUUGUGUGCGAGUGUCAGAAAGCAUUCGCUGGAACAUUUUGUGAGUUGGCUGUGAAUCCCUGCCGCCUCAACCCCUGUGGUGCCCGUGGUUUCUGUCGGAGUGUGAAUGGGUCGUAUGUCUGCACUUGUAAAGUCGGAUACUCUGGCAAGCACUGUAACACAGAGCUCGCUCCACCUAGCAAACUGAAGGUGGAGAAAUCAGAAGAAACUGAGAUUGAAAUCUCAUGGCAAGCUCCGGGAGCCGGCGGUACGCAGGACUUGAUUGAUGGCUUUGCAGUGACCUACAUGUCAUACAACGGGGAAAUGCGUAAGACUGACUUUGUAGACAAGAGUAGGUCACACCAUCUGCUGAGACCACUAUCACCGGGAAGACUUUACAACAUCUCCAUUUUCUCAGUGAAGCGUAACAUCAAUCAAAAUGACAUCAGCAAGCCUGCUGUGCUCCACGUGUGGACAAAACCUGGCCCUAUUGGAAACUUGUCUGCAGUAAAUGUCUCUGCCUCCAGUAUAUCCAUCUCCUGGUUUUUGUACAGUCCAAAACAGGCAGCAGAAAGCACAAUUCGAUUAUCCCUUAAGUCUUCUGACGUGGAUAGAGAUUCAACAGUUACACUGAGUUCCAAUCUCACAAAGUACACCUUCAGUGACCUUUCUCCAGGCAAACUCUACACAGUGGAAGCUGUGCCUCAGAUGGGUCUCAAUGGUCAGGAGUACCCCUGGAGGGGUAUAGCAACACAGUCACUGCGUGUGUGGACACGACCACUCGCUCCUCAGAAUCUCGUGCUGCUGAGGGUCACAACGACGACAGCAAAUUUCCACUGGAAGAACCCCCCAGCUGGCUCAACUGAUGGCUUCAUGAUGAAUAUCACAACCAGCCACAGUGUGAAAAGCCGCUACCUUCCUGAUGGGAAGUUAACUGCCUACACCCUCCACAACCUGGACACGGGGCGAAGGCACAAGCUGGCACUAAUGAGGGUGCAGGACACGGAGAGUGGGAAGCUGGUUAGUGAUCCAGCCCAUCUGACCUUCAGCACACUGGGAAUCCAUGGAAGCACAAGCCAAAGAGAAGGGCAAGGAAUUGAUGAGGGGAUAUAUGAUAACCUGUUACAAAUCACGGCACAGCCUGACGAGGAGGCAGAAGUCAGCAACAGGAGCUAUGAAGACAAUUCCCAUGCCAUAAGGUACUCAGAAAUGCAGGAUGGAAGAGGGAGAAUCAGUGCCACAUUUGCAAAUCUGCAGCCCAAGCCAAUCACACACCGAGCAUCUCCAGAGCCUCCAAUCCAACUGGAAAAUUUGGAGGAAUCUACAAAUCGAAUCAGUCUGCCCUUUGAGAUCCAAGAGUCUGAGACCAAUGCUAAGCCUGAGACAAAAAAUGAACUUGAGGAAUGUUCCUCCAACCCUUGUAAAAAUGGAGGUACCUGCGUGAAGGGAAUAAACUCGUAUAUGUGCGACUGUGAAAAGGGAUUCAAGGGGAAAAACUGUGAAUUGUUAUGCAAGAAACUGCCACACCCUUGCACACGCCUAUACUCUGAAACAAAAUCUGUUCCAGUGUGGGAAGACAGUGUUUUCCAAUUUACGUAUAGGAGAAUUUAUAAAGUUCACCAGGAUACCUGCUACAAAGAAGUUUGUGAGCCUCUAAUACACAGAACACCCAGAAACAGAAGGUUAUUCAGACAUUAACUAAUUACUGGAUCUACUAGCUGAUGUGUGGAAGGAGAACACAAGUCCGAAGACAUCGGAAGGAUGGUGCUAGUUAAUCCACCACAAGUUAACGCAUUGUAAAGACGGGGCCACCCAUUGGAGAGUCAGCCACGAUGUCUUAGUGUUGCUUUGUUCAUUUUGAGGGAGUCAAAGUCCAAAAAGCUAGGACAGUUGAAACCUGAUCAACACAUAAUUUACUGAAGAAGAAUGCGUGAGUGGAAGGAAGGGAGGCGAGAGCAGACGCACACAACUCUUACAUGUCCUUCUGUUCAAGCAGAGAGGGGUGAAUGAGUGAGUGAAUUAAUGCUUGUAGUACAAGGGUGCCCAUGAGUAUGAAUGUGCCUGUGUAUAAACAACUGUCUGUCUGCAGUGUAUAAAUUCUUCAAGCUGGGAGACAAGAUUGCCGGGAAUUUGAAUUGCAUUGUCCUGACGAUAGUAUUGUGCAGACUUCAAUCAGAUAAGUGUGGCUCCAACAUAUUGUGUAGAGUACAGAGUCCCCUAGACCGCCUGAAAGCGUGCUUAAACCCUACCUCUCAUGCUAUACCAUUGUGGCUUUUCCAUUUGUGUUACGCUUGUGCUAGUUAGUAAUUAAAAUAUUACAACAGUU